AUGGCCACCGAGGCUGGUCUUCUAUCACCUGUGGCGGGAUCCAUCAGUUGCUCCCUCUACGCCGACGAUGUUUCCGGUGAGGUUUCCGGGCUGGUCGUGAACCUUACUAAGAGCCAAGCCAUUCCGAUCCGCUGCGACGACAUCAACAUCACCACCAUCCUGCAGCCGGUUGGUCUGCAGGUCUCCACCUUGCCGUGCACAUAUCUGGGCAUGCCCCUAUCGCUUCGCCGGCUGAGGAAAAUCGACAUCCAACCCCUCAUCGACAAGAUCGCGGCGCGGUUAGGCCACUGGAAGGGUAGGCUCAUGUCCAGGGCAGGCCGGCUUACCCUGCUCAGGGCCGUCCUCUCGGCACUGCCGGUGUUCAUCAUGACGGCGCAUCCCCUGUCCGCGUGGGCGAUUGCGCAGAUCGACAAACUUCGGCGUGCGUGGCUAUGGGCAGCUAGGGACACCUGCACCCCGGGCCAGUGCAGGGUCGCCUGGAAGCUCGUCUCGUCUGCCGACCAAGAGAUUUGGGCGGCCUUGGGGUGCUUGAUCUGCAGCGCUUCAAUAACGCGCUGCGGCUACGGUGGCUGUGGCAAGCGAAGACGGCGAUCAAACCUUGGAAGGGGCUGCUGGAACAACCAUCCAAGGCUGACAUGGCCCUAUUCACCUCCAUGA
This is a messenger RNA of Lolium perenne, 657 nucleotides long. The record is from RefSeq and is a predicted model, not a curated record. Lineage: Eukaryota; Viridiplantae; Streptophyta; Magnoliopsida; Poales; Poaceae.